AAAAAAGAAAGAAGGAGAAAUUAAUUCUAUUGAAAAAUACAUAAUCAAAUCAAUCAUUUCCAGAAAGAAUUUCUCUAUUUCCAAACUCCAAAUCAAUGGAGGAAGCAGGACGACCACUUCCAAAAUUUGGUGAGUGGGAUGUCAAUGACCCAGCUACAGCUGAGGGGUUCACGGUGAUCUUUAACAAAGCUAGAAAUGAGAAAAGGUCGGGUGGAAAGGCAGACGCACCACCAAAGAGUAAUCACAAGCAUACAGCAACGCUUGGGAAGCCUCAAUCUAAGAAAUGGUUCUGCUGUAUGCGGUCUGGUGCUGUCGAGUGAUGAACUCUGUUUGCUCCUAGACACUGCAAUGGAAAGUAAAACUUUUUUGUGGAGCUGUAGUCAAGCUAUGAUGGAUCGAUCCCGGUGGAAUAAAACUCUGUCAUUUAUAAACAACUGAAAUGAAAUUACAGUUUUUGCUACCAGAACUUAUUGCAGCAUCAGUGCUGGACUUUUUUCUAAUCUCGAGUUUAUAAUAAUCGAUUAUCUUCCCAUUUUCUUGCCAAGGAUUUGGGAGGUUGGUUUUUGUUGUCA
Messenger RNA from Solanum verrucosum, 572 nucleotides. RefSeq names its product protein NOI4-like. Lineage: Eukaryota; Viridiplantae; Streptophyta; Magnoliopsida; Solanales; Solanaceae. The record is from RefSeq and is a predicted model, not a curated record. The coding region runs from base 96 to 320 and encodes 74 amino acids. The transcript is spliced from 3 exons.